Messenger RNA from Aedes albopictus (Asian tiger mosquito), 7945 nucleotides. It is a transcript of the gene Ca-alpha1D, whose product is annotated as muscle calcium channel subunit alpha-1. The transcript has 26 exons. Lineage: Eukaryota; Metazoa; Arthropoda; Insecta; Diptera; Culicidae. Bases 646 to 7158 code for a protein of 2170 amino acids. Gene Ontology annotation, cellular component: membrane; voltage-gated calcium channel complex. Gene Ontology annotation, molecular function: high voltage-gated calcium channel activity. Gene Ontology annotation, biological process: calcium ion import across plasma membrane. The record is from RefSeq and is a predicted model, not a curated record.
UGGAUGGAUGGACGGAUGGUGGUCGAUUCUGCGCAUGGUAUUGAUUACUGUCAGUAAAUCGCACUCUUCUACAUAAACGAACAAUUUACAUGUGUCGAGUUAGUGGAGUGAUAAAUACUAUGCAUUUUUCAUUUCGGAAAAUUCAGCCAAAUCUUUUUAGACUCUCUAUUUAAUAAGCACCACAUUGAUUAUCGAAAUGCGUGUGUUGUGUUCUAUAUAUCCAACAUGAUUGUUGUAAUGCAAAGUCGAAAGUCGAGAUCCAUCUUACUUUGGUAGUGCCAAUGUAUGUCAGUAUUUCACAUCACAAUUCAGCAUUCUCCAAACGGAAUCAGCAUCAGCAUCGAUACGAACCAAUAAUUUAUUGUGAAACAGCGUGUGAUUGAUUCGAUAACAUACCAGCACCACCAUAUUUUAGUGUUUGAAAAUUUAGAUAAAGAUUUACUCUCCCGAUACUGGAGGAAAAACUUGUGCGUAUGAAAAAAGCAUCUAGCAAGUUGCCCAUGUAAUGCUCAAAGGAAUAUUUUCCUUUGUUUACUUCUCAAAGGAAAUUAUCUGGAUAGAAAAAUAUUAUAUAAAAUUAUGUUCGGCAUAUCAAGUGACUGUAAAAUUAGGUAGAAAUAUUUGUACAAUCAAGUUGAGUCGUUAAUGAAAAAAAUGGAUGCUGACCCAGCUUUACGUUCAUCAGGGGACCACAAACCUCCAUCUGCAUCUGUUUCGUCAUCAAAACAUACCACUGAGGCGGAUAACCGACUACCCGAAGUAAAAACUGAUGUAACCAGGACAAAGGCUGAUUCGAAAACUCGAGCAAACGAUACCAAAAAGAGAAGCAAAAAUAAAAGUUUUAUCGCUGGGUUUUUACGGAAACCAUCUGAACCAGAAACUACUGCUAAAAAGAAAAAUACUAAAAAUAAAAAACGAGGUUCACGGUUCUUUAGUCGAAGGAGACACUCGCUAUCGGAUGUAUGGCAAGCCACACUUAAAUCUACAACUGCCAUGAGUCAAGCAGCAGCUCCAAUCAACGGCCAAAAUGCCGCUGGCAUCGGGCUGGAUCCGGGAACUGGGCCACCUAAAGUUGCUAGCGAGGCAGGUAUUGCAAACACCACGAUACCUGUUGCACCCAAGAAACCAGUGCGACGAGCAGGAGUUAAGCCCCAGCCUGACCGGCCAGUUCGAGCGCUAUUUUGUUUAACACUAAAAAAUCCGCUCCGAAAACUGUGUAUUGAUAUAGUGGAAUGGAAACCAUUCGAAUAUUUGAUCUUGUUAACAAUUUUCGCAAAUUGUGUUGCCUUAGCUGUUUAUACUCCUUUCCCGAAUAGUGAUUCGAAUACCACGAAUGCUGCAUUGGAAAAGAUCGAAUAUAUUUUUUUAGUCAUUUUUACAGCCGAAUGUGUAAUGAAAUUAAUUGCAUACGGGUUUAUAAUGCAUCCAGGUUCAUAUCUGAGAAAUGGAUGGAAUAUUCUCGAUUUUACCAUAGUCGUUAUUGGAAUGAUUUCCACUGCAUUAUCCAAUUUGAUGAAAGAGGGAUUUGAUGUCAAAGCUCUUCGAGCAUUUCGAGUACUGAGACCUUUGCGGUUGGUGUCAGGAGUGCCAAGCUUACAAGUCGUACUUAAUUCAAUUCUCCGUGCCAUGGUGCCUUUAUUACACAUCGCCCUUUUGGUAUUGUUCGUAAUUAUCAUCUAUGCCAUCAUUGGACUUGAGCUUUUUUCCGGAAAAUUACAUAAAACGUGUUUCAACAAUGUAACAGAUGAAAUCAUGGAUGAUCCCCAUCCAUGUGGAGAUGAUGGAUUUCAAUGCGCCAGUAUAUCGGACGAUAUGGUGUGCCGUUACUACUGGGCGGGUCCAAACUUUGGCAUAACCAACUUCGAUAAUUUCGGAUUAUCUAUGCUGACUGUAUUCCAAUGUGUUACCUUAGAAGGCUGGACUGAUAUGCUGUAUUACAUUCAGGAUGCUAUGGGCAGCACAUGGCAAUGGGUGUAUUUUAUAUCUAUGGUUAUAUUAGGAGCGUUUUUCGUUAUGAACCUUAUUCUUGGUGUCCUGAGCGGUGAGUUUUCAAAGGAGAGAACCAAAGCAAAAAAUCGGGGUGAUUUCCAAAAACUUCGUGAGAAACAACAGAUCGAAGAAGAUUUAAGAGGGUAUCUGGACUGGAUCACGCAGGCCGAAGACAUAGAUCCAGAGAACGAGGCAAAUGUUGUACAGGAAGGAAAAACGAUGACAGCAAACGAAAUAGAUGCUUCCGAUCAUUUGGGGGAAGAAGGCGAAAUUCAACAGGAAUCUUGGCUGGCAAGAAAACGAAAAAAUAUAGAUCGCGUAAAUCGGCGGCUGCGGAGAGCUUGUCGCAAAGCAGUAAAAUCACAAGCAUUUUAUUGGCUUAUCAUUGUUCUAGUAUUUUUGAAUACCGGAGUACUAGCUACAGAGCAUUACCAGCAACCUCCAUGGCUGGAUGAUUUUCAAGAAUACACAAAUAUGUUCUUCGUAGCACUGUUUUCAAUGGAAAUGUUACUGAAAAUGUACAGCUUAGGAUUUCAAGGUUAUUUCGUAUCACUCUUUAAUCGAUUCGAUUGUUUCGUAGUCAUAGGAAGCAUUGGAGAGAUGGUUUUGACCAGCACACAAAUUAUGCCACCAUUAGGAGUCUCCGUGCUCCGUUGUGUUCGACUUUUACGAGUGUUCAAGGUUACAAAGUACUGGCAAUCUUUAUCGAAUUUAGUGGCAUCUCUCUUGAAUUCGAUUCAAUCAAUUGCUUCACUUUUGCUACUGCUUUUCCUCUUCAUCGUCAUUUUCGCCUUAUUGGGAAUGCAAGUUUUUGGAGGAAAGUUUAAUUUCAAUCGUGAGGCGGACAAACCACGGUCAAAUUUUGAUAGCUUUGUUCAAAGUCUGUUAACCGUGUUUCAGAUUCUUACAGGUGAAGAUUGGAACGCAGUAAUGUAUGAUGGGAUCCAGGCAUAUGGAGGCGUAGCGUCAAUAGGAAUUUUAGCUAGCAUUUAUUUUAUAAUUCUUUUUAUUUGCGGUAACUACAUUCUGUUGAACGUUUUCUUGGCUAUCGCUGUGGAUAAUCUCGCCGAUGCAGAUUCAUUGACGACGGUCGAAAAAGAAGAAGGCGAAGGUGAAGAAGGAGCAGAUGGUGAAAAACCCGGUUCGCACGAAGGCACGCCGAUGGGCAUUACGGACGAUGGAUUUAUGGAGCACGACAAAAACAAUUUAGAUUCGGAAAACGAAAUGAAUGUAUCUGAGGACUAUGAACACAAUGGAUCUGAAACUAAAAUGACGUUGCCUGAUGACGAUGAAGGCUAUGAAGAUCAAGACCAAGAUUAUCAAGAUAAAGAAUAUAAUCUUGCACGACCACGACGUAUGUCCGAGUUAAAUGUAGCUAAUAAAAUCAUACCAAUUCCACCAGGGUCGUCGUUCUUUAUUAUGUCUCAAACGAACAGGUUUCGAGUAUUCUGUCAUUGGCUAUGCAAUCACAGCACUUUUGGCAACAUAAUCCUAGUAUGCAUUAUGUUUUCGUCUGCUAUGUUAGCGGCAGAAGAUCCUUUGAAUGCCAACUCGGAGCGUAACCAAAUUUUAAACUACUUCGAUUACUUUUUCACCACGGUGUUCACCAUCGAACUGCUGUUAAAAGUGAUUUCUUAUGGAUUUUUGUUUCACGAUGGUGCAUUUUGCCGAUCAGCAUUUAAUCUGCUAGAUUUACUAGUUGUGUGCGUCUCGCUGAUAUCGAUGUUUUUCAGCUCUGGUGCUAUAUCCGUUAUUAAAAUUCUUCGAGUGCUGCGAGUAUUGAGGCCUCUACGUGCCAUUAACCGAGCGAAAGGUUUAAAGUACGUAGUGAAAUGUGUGAUAGUUGCUAUAAAAACCAUAGGCAACAUUAUGCUUGUGACAUAUCUACUUCAAUUUAUGUUCGCUGUUAUUGGAGUACAAUUGUUCAAGGGCAAAUUUUUCUCUUGCUCAGAUGGAUCAAAAAUGCAAGAAUCAGAGUGCCAUGGAACGUACUUGGUUUUUGAAGGCGGAAAUGUAGAUAAACCAGUAUCUAAAGAGCGUGAAUGGUCGAGAAAUAGAUUUCAUUUCGAUGAUGUAUCUAAAGCUAUGCUUACGUUAUUUACUGUUUCUACGUUUGAAGGAUGGCCUGGGCUAUUAUAUGUUUCCAUUGAUUCCCAUGAAGAGGAUUCGGGACCGAUCCAUAAUUUCAGACCAAUCGUUGCAGCUUACUAUAUCAUAUACAUUAUUAUCAUUGCAUUCUUCAUGGUCAACAUCUUCGUUGGUUUCGUUAUUGUUACAUUCCAAAAUGAAGGAGAGCAGGAAUAUAAAAACUGUGACUUAGACAAAAAUCAACGAAAUUGUAUAGAAUUCGCACUGAAGGCUAAACCUAUACGACGAUAUAUUCCAAAACACCGGAUACAGUAUAAAGUGUGGUGGUUUGUUACAUCGCAACCUUUUGAAUACAUGAUUUUCAUAUUGAUUAUGAUCAAUACGAUAACUCUUUCUAUGAAAUUCUAUCGCCAGCCUGAAAUAUACACUGAAGUUCUAGAUUUGCUCAAUUUAAUUUUUACUGCGGUAUUCGCAUUGGAAUUUGUUUUCAAGCUGGCUGCGUUUAGAUUUAAGAAUUAUUUUGGUGAUGCGUGGAAUGUUUUCGAUUUCAUCAUUGUUUUGGGCAGUUUCAUUGACAUUGUUUAUUCAGAAGUUAACGUAAGCAAAGGAAUGAAGGGUGGAUCUAGCAUUAUAUCGAUCAAUUUCUUUCGACUGUUUCGUGUAAUGCGAUUGGUGAAGUUAUUGGCCCGAGGUGAAGGCAUUAGGACACUUCUGUGGACCUUUAUCAAAUCAUUUCAAGCCCUUCCAUACGUUGCUCUAUUGAUCGUGAUGCUCUUUUUCAUUUAUGCAGUAAUUGGAAUGCAGGUAUUCGGGAAGAUUGCAAUGGAUGACGAGACAUCUAUUCAUCGGAAUAAUAACUUCCAAACCUUUCCACAAGCAGUAUUAGUAUUGUUCCGAUCAGCCACUGGUGAAGCGUGGCAAGAUAUCAUGUUGGAUUGUUCUUCUCGGCCAGGAGUAGUUAUGUGCGAUCCACGAUCAGACGACGCUAACUCACCAGAGGGCUGUGGAUCCAGUAUAGCAUUCCCAUAUUUCAUAUCGUUUUAUGUGUUAUGUUCGUUUUUAAUCAUAAAUUUGUUCGUUGCGGUUAUUAUGGAUAACUUUGAUUAUCUCACACGUGAUUGGUCUAUUUUGGGGCCUCAUCAUUUGGACGAAUUUGUUCGACUCUGGAGUGAGUACGAUCCGGAUGCAAAAGGAAGAAUAAAGCACCUGGAUGUCGUUACAUUACUGCGAAAAAUUUCACCCCCACUAGGAUUCGGAAAACUAUGUCCUCAUCGGGUUGCGUGUAAAAGAUUGGUCUCAAUGAACAUGCCGUUGAACAGUGAUGGCACAGUGUUAUUCAAUGCAACGUUGUUUGCUGUUGUAAGAACAUCGUUGAAAAUUAAAACGGAAGGCAAUAUCGAUGAUGCCAAUGCGGAAUUGAGAGCAACCAUCAAACAAAUCUGGAAACGAACAGCUCCAAAAUUACUCGACCAGGUAGUCCCACCACCAGGAGUAGAUGAUGAAGUGACGGUGGGGAAAUUCUACGCAACGUUUCUCAUUCAAGACUACUUCAGGAGAUUCAAGAAGCGCAAAGAAAAUGACAAUAAGCACGUAGAUUACGACAAUAGGCGCACUAUGACACUACAAGCAGGGUUAAGAACACUUCAUGAGGCAGGUCCUGAAUUGAAGCGUGCUAUAUCCGGUAAUCUAGAAGAUAUUGGAGAUGACAAUCCUGAGCCUAUGCAUAGGAGAAAUCAUACUCUAUUCGGUAAUAUGUGGUCAUCAAUACGAAGGCCAGGCCAAUUUCCGAAAAAGGGCAGCAAUGUAGCACCUAAAACAUCAGCAACAUCUGCAGCAGCGACUGCCGCCAUGCAUGCAGUGUUAUCAGGGGCUGAGGCUUACAAAGCACCGUAUUGUCAAAUCAAUAAUGGUUUCAACCGUAUGGCGAAAAAUGAACCAGCCCAUGACAAUAUUCCAUUGCAUCCAUUGCUGUUGGAUGGUAGUAAUACCGCACAAACCGGACGCGUUUACAACGCGAAUGAACUAUCGAAGGGAAAUAAAUUAACCACAAGCACAUCUGUAACAUCUACGAAAUCUACGACGACAGUACUUAACGACGAUAUAGAGUCCAAUUCGUCUUCAUCGAUACGUCGAAGAAACAGACUCAACUUCAACAACAUGUUGAUGCUCAUGGUAGAUGAUAAAACGAAAGAAAAAUAUUGUUACGACAGUGUAGAUGAAGGAUCGGAAGGUUCGGUAAUGACUUCAAAAACUUCCUCUACUAAUGAUACGUGUGACGGUUUCAAAAAUAUGUACAGCGCAAGGAAUAAAUCAGACCAACACAAAAUGCAACUUUCAUACAUGCGUUCGCCAAACCAGCAUAAUAUUGGCAAGUAUCAAUUCUUCGUAAGACAAAAUGCCUUCCAAAGUAGCCCGCAAAAUUUAAGAAAAGAAAUUGCUCCAUCAACUGGGACUACAGAAGCUCACAUGGCUUCUACAAAGCAUUUUCAACAGCCAAGGCAACAAUCGACUGUAAAAAGUACCGAUACAGAAGAAUCAGCUUUAUUAUGUGAUAGCAAAUCCGAUUCUAUUGUGAUUGGACGCACGGCAUCGUCACAAGAUCCAAGUUCUAUGUCUCUUGAGUUGAUUGACCCAUCACUGUCUGAAGAACGUUGGAUGAAACGAUCUUCACGAGGUGAAGAUUGGAGUAUCAGAACAGAUAAGAAAAAUCAACGAUUUUCUCACUGUGGAAGAGCAACAAAUGGCGGUAACAUUGGUAGAGGGAACUUCAUACCAGCUAGAGUGAUACACUCCACACCAAGUAGUCCACAAGACAAAAGAAAUAAAUCGAUAGAAGUAAUCGGAUCAGCAGAGAGCCUCGUAGGACGAGUUUUAUUAGAACAAGGGUUAGGUAAAUAUUGUGAUCCAGAGUUUGUACAUUGUGCUCAAAUGGAAAUGCAAGAAGCGCUAGAGAUGACGCAGGAGGAAAUGGACUUAGCUGCGCAUGAACUAAUGCUUCAAGAACGGUUCAACAGAAAUAACAACCAGCCAAAAAAUGUUCAGCCAAAACAAAAACGGAAACAUGAUAACCAAAUUUUAUAGCAGAAUGUAGUGAAAGUCAUUACAUAAUUUAAAUUAAAUAUUGAUUUAUUUUUGUUUUUGCUUGUGUAAUGUAAUCCGUCGAUCUUGGUCUGACGACUAAAUUUUGUUAUACAUACGAAUCGUUAGUUUAAUUGUCAAUGGAUCCUUACAUUGCACUUUUACAAUCAGAUUUUGUGUAAUAUGUGGUAGAUGAUUGAAAUCAUGAUCCUCUUACUUUUGUUGUUAUUUAAUUAUAUAAAUUUUUAUAACGCAAACCCCAUCCGAAAUAAUAUACAAAAUGCGAGAAUAACAUAAGAUGUACGCGAAGGAACAACUUUUUAAUAUGUAUACUUUUUUCUUCGGUCGAAUUAUUCGCCAUAAACAAUAUAUCCUACCAAAAACAGCCAACAUUUUCAAGGAUAUUAAAAUCAAUACUGAUAAUUUGAAAGAAUAUUAAACCUUUUCUUAUCAGUUUUUAAACAGCAUUUAUGUUGCAUCAGAUUAAUGACGUCCAAAGAGAUCACCUUCUUUUUUUUGAAAUGCAAAAUGGAUGUUCCGCAAAAUAUGUCUCUUGUAAAUAUUGGAAUCUUAUUGAACCCCAAUACGUACAUGUUUGGGAUUAUACAUUUUUCUCAUUUUAAAAACUGUAACUUCUGUCUUAUAAGUUUCACAUAUUUUUUUUUCCGUCAGUAUAACGAAACAAUUGCCUAAACUGAAGCAUAUACGGCUAACGUGCUGUAUAUUGUACAGGAUCAUUUUAUCAUCAGAAGUUUUGAUGUAAAUAAAUACCCCAUUUGUUUUCCAUAAA